This is a messenger RNA of Tripterygium wilfordii, 2752 nucleotides long. Its product is annotated as receptor kinase-like protein Xa21. Gene Ontology annotation, molecular function: protein kinase activity; ATP binding; protein binding. The transcript is spliced from 4 exons. Bases 1 to 2496 code for a protein of 831 amino acids. Gene Ontology annotation, biological process: protein phosphorylation. Lineage: Eukaryota; Viridiplantae; Streptophyta; Magnoliopsida; Celastrales; Celastraceae. The record is from RefSeq and is a predicted model, not a curated record.
AUGAGGCCAAUUCCUCUGGUUAUCACGAAUUUGACCCUACUGAAGACAAUUAUAUUUUCUUCCAACAAUUUGUCAGGCACCAUACCUGAGAUUGGUAACCUAAAGAGGUUACAAGUUUUAUUAUUGGAUAGUAACAGAAUCACUGGCUUCAUUCCAUCAUCAAUUUUUAAUAUCUCAACCUUGCAAGCCAUUCAUCUAGCUUUUAAUGACCUCUCUGGGAGGCUUCCAGCGAGCACAGGCCUCUGGCUUCCAAGUCUUGAAUACCUUGCCCUCGCAAGAAACAAACUCACUGGACCAAUCCCCACAUCUAUCUCCAACGCUUCUCAGCUAACUGUGUUGACUUUGGCCGCCAAUGCAUUCUCUGGUUUUAUUCCCGAUUCACUUGGUAAUUUAGGAAAUUUGAAAUGGCUCAAUUUGGCAAACAAUCUUUUAACAACUGAAUCUUCAUCUACCGAAAUGAGCUUCCUAUCAUCUUUGACAAACUGCAAACAUCUGUUCCGCUUGAUAGUCUGUCCUAAUUCACUAAGUGGAACUCUUCCAAUUUCUAUAGGAAAUCUAUCUGCUUCUAUGCGAUAUUUCUAUGCACAUGGAUGCAACAUUAAGGGUAGCAUUCCUAGUGAAAUCGGCAAAUUAACCAACUUGGCAUGGUUGGAUCUUGCAGAAAAUGAAUUGACAGGAACUAUUCCUACCUCUAUUAGAACGUUACCGGAGAUCCAGCUUUUGAAUUUGUCCAAUAAUAAACUACAAGGAGCCAUCCCUAUAGAGUUGUGUGGUUUGGAGAAAGUCUUUGAAUUAUCUUUGGGGUUUAAUCAGCUCUCUGGACCAAUCCCCCAAUGCUUAGGUAAUCUUAAAUCUCUAAGGAAACUUAGCCUAAGUUUCAAUAGCCUAACAGGGACGAUACCCUCAACCCUUUGGAGGUUACGAGAUAUCUUGUUCCUAAACUUGUCUGGGAAUUCUCUCAAUGGGACCCUAUCACCAGAUAUUCAAAACUUGAAGGUUGUGGUACAAGUAGAUUUAUCCAACAACUACUUGUCAGGAGAUAUGCCAAACAGUUUUGCUCCUCUCACUGCUUUAGAACAUCUUUCUUUAUCAAAUAAUAGAUUGCAGGGUCAUAUUCCCCAAUCAUUUGGUAACUUGAUUAGCUUAGAAUUCUUGGAUCUGUCCAAUAACAGUCUCUCUGGAGAAAUUCCCAAGUCCUUGGAGAAACUCUUGUAUCUCAAGUAUUUGAACAUGUCUUUCAAUAGACUCGAGGGAGUAAUUCCUAAUGGAGGGCCAUUUCCCAACUCUUCGAUUCAAUCAUUUAUUGGGAACAAAGCAAUAUGUGGUGCGCCCCGGCUGCAACUCCCACCAUGCAAACCUAGUUCCACUAAGAGAUCAAGGAAAGUUGUUCUAGUAUAUAUCCUAACAAUUACCGCUUCGACACUCCUUGUUCUAGUCAUCCUACUUUUGUUCUCCAGAUACCGAAAGAACAAAAGGAAACCGCCAGUAGCUGAUGAAGGUGUAUUGGCUCUAACAACAUGGAGAAGAACUUUCUAUCAUGAACUUGUGCUGGCAACAGAUGGUUUUGGUGAAAGCAACCUAAUAGGCAGAGGAAGUUAUGGUUCAGUUUACAAGGGAAUACUAGCAAAUGGGAUCAAUGUAGCAGUAAAGGUCUUCAACUCGGAACUUGAAGGAGCAUAUCCAAGUUUUGAAUCUGAAUGUGAGGUAAUCAGCAAUAUACGCCAUCGAAACUUGGUGAAAGUCAUCAGUUGCUGUUCAAAUCCUCUUCAUGAUUUCAAGGCCAUCUUACUAGACUACAUGCCCAACGGAAGCUUGGAGAAAUGGCUGCAUUCUGACACUCAUCAUUUGGACAUUUUGAAGAGAUUGGAGAUUGUGAUAGAUGUUGCUUCAGCACUAGAGUAUCUUCACUAUGGAUAUUCAACCACAAUUGUGCACUGUGAUAUAAAACCAAGCAAUGUGCUGCUGGAUGAAAAUAUGGUUGGGCAUUUGAGUGAUUUUGGCAUUGCCAAGCUCUUAGGGGAAGGACAAUCUAUGACACUGACCCAAACCCUCGCGACAAUUGGGUAUAUGGCACCAGAGUAUGGGAGUGGAGGACAUAUAUCCGGAAAAGGUGAUGUUUACAGCUACGGAAUCCUGCUGAUGGAAACAAUUACAAGCAAGAAGCCAACAGAUGAAAUGUUUUCAGGGGACAUGAGCUUGAAGCAAUUAGUUGGUGAUUCACUAUUAAAUGGCUCAGUCACUGAAAUUGUGGACUCCGAUUUACUACAUCAAAACGAUCUGCAUUUUGCUGCGAAGAAGCAAUGUGCGGCAUCAAUCCUGAGUUUGGCUAUUAAUUGCACUACUAAUUUACCUGUUGAGAGGAUCAAUAUGGAAGAGGUAGGAAGCAGACUUGAGAAAAUAAAAUCUGCGCUUCUUGCUAGUAUUGAAAGACGAUCAAGGUAUCUACCAAGGGUAGGAGUCAAUCAAGUUCAUGCUUUGAAAGUAUUAGUAGAAUAACCUUCUAUGCAGAAGCUUGUGAAAUUUUCCACCAAUCAAGCUGUUUUCUUUUACCUAAAAUGGAAAAAGCAAAGCUCUCUUUUGCUCUGCUAUGGUUGUUAACAUUUAUGCAAGAAUGUAUCCAUGAAUUUGGAAGAAUAAAAUUAUAUGACUUACAGUGGCACCUCUUUCCUUGACCAAGGAUCCAGGUCGGACCAUCGCUGAAUCUUCUCGACAUUCAGCAUCAGAUGAACUUUCACUGGUGAUACAUCAAAAU